Molecule: messenger RNA, 1596 nt
Organism: Penicillium alfredii
Lineage: Eukaryota; Fungi; Ascomycota; Eurotiomycetes; Eurotiales; Aspergillaceae
Product: BCS1 and AAA domain-containing protein
Exons: 1
Coding region: 1-1596 (531 amino acids)
Biological process (GO): protein insertion into mitochondrial inner membrane from matrix; mitochondrial respiratory chain complex III assembly
Cellular component (GO): mitochondrial inner membrane
Molecular function (GO): ATP binding; ATP hydrolysis activity
Source: RefSeq, a predicted model, not a curated record
AUGGCCAAUACAAGCGCUACUAUACCUGAGAUCUUGCCAGCAGCCCUUGAGUCAUUAUUUCCGGGCUUUUCUCUCUUUGCCCGAAUUGUCUCCUUCUAUCUUCCUAUCGACAUAUCCUCAUUCUCGGUUUACCUCUUCAUCCUUGCCGUUUUACCUUUAUUAUUCGGCUUUGUCCUUCCUCGGUUCCUCGACAGUCUCCAACAAGUGCUCCUUUGCUUUACCGCAUCUAUCGAGAUCCCAUACCAAGAUAGAUUGCAUACCCAGUUCACGCAAUGGAUGUCAAGGAAUGAUUCAUUGAAGCGAAGCCGGCGUUCUAUUGCCCGAGCAAAAGAUGCUAUCACUUUCCCCUGGCAAUAUGAGGAAGACGACGGGGACGAAAAUGAAGAUCCUGUCCAAGACCAAGUCAAUUUUGAAAGUGAUAGAGAGAGUUUCUGGCUCUCUCUAAAAAGGGGGAUGGACAUAAAGCCAAUCCGUUGCACUCCUAGCAGGAAUAAGCUACAUUUCUUCCGGUACGAAGGAUACACCCUCGCUCUCUGUCGAUAUCCACACGAAAACCGUAACAAUAUUUUAUUCGCGAAUGCCGAAACCGUCACGAUUUACACUUGUUUUUGGAACAGAAAAGUGCUGUUGACUUUCUUACAAGAGGUACAACGAGCCUCCCUCGGACGGAAGAAGAAGAAAAUCACAAUCUAUCGCGGUAUCACUCAACAGAAAACAGUCAGCUGGGUUUCGACUACCUCAAGGCCUCCACGUCCACUAUCAACGCUGGCAUUGGAUCUAUCUAUUAAAGGGAACUUCCUGAAGGAUAUCGAGACAUUCCUGAGCCCGGGAAGCCAAGUCUGGUAUCGGUCUCGGGGCUUUCCUUACCGCCGAAGUUACAUUUUUUACGGUCCCCCUGGAACAGGGAAAUCUAGUAUGUGUUUUGCGAUAGCUGGGUGCGUUUGGCUUGAUAUAUAUUGUAUCAGCCUAAACUCUCCGAGGCUUGAUGAGGAUGGGUUGGCGAGUCUUUUCCAAGAUCUCCCAGAACGCUGCAUAGUCCUUCUCGAGGAUGUGGACACUGCCGGGCUCCGCAGAGUGAACAAUCUAAAUACUCCAGGACAUUCCAAUAAUAGUGAGCUGCAGAAUUCCUCUGGGGAUGACCAAACCGCUGGGAUUACUUUAUCAGCCCUUCUGAAUUGUCUUGAUGGCGUUGGAGCACGUGAGGGUCGUAUCCUUAUUAUGACCACCAAUCACAUUGAAAAGCUCGAUGAAGCUCUAACACGGCCAGGUCGUGUGGACAAAUCUUAUCACUUUGGGUUUGCGGAUGUAACGUGCAUUAAACAGCUCUUCUAUAUGUUCUUUGAAGGAACGCUUGACGAGGACACACUUGCCUCGUCGCAUGACACUAGCAAGGAAUCGACAGAUCAUUUGGCAAAGAAGAAGAGCAUCCUAGGCCUCUGUGACCAAUUUGCAGGGAUAGUCCCUUCUGGUCAAUUUACUGCGGCGGAAAUCAAUAACUAUCUGAUGAAUUUCAGGGAUAAGCCUAGUGAGGCCGUUGCAAAGGCCCAAGACUGGGUCAGGUACAAGCAGAAGAACUCUGUUAUGCAGCAAGACUAG